Amoebophrya sp. A25 is the source of this 4375-nucleotide messenger RNA. The record is from the annotation of a GenBank genome assembly. NCBI's taxonomy places the organism in Eukaryota, Dinophyceae, Syndiniales, Amoebophryaceae.
CUCUAGCGCAUGUAAAAUCGUUUGAAAUAGAUUAAAAACUACAGCAACAAACCAUGCCGCCCGUAAAGGAGGUUGUUACCGUGCAUGUUGGGCAAGCUGGUUGCCAGGUGGGUUUGCAAGUAUGGGAGCUCAUGUGCGAGGAGCAUGGAAUCCAGCCAGAUGGAACACGAGACGAAAUACACGGAGAGUUAUGACGCAUCUCUAGAUUACUGAUGUGUGAUGAUGAACGGAGGAUUUGAAGCAGCACUUUGCAGCUGGUUCGUCACGACAAGAAGUUUUAAUUGGUUUACAACAACUUCACUCUAUUCUUAUUCUUGCAUUCUUGCACAUCAAGAACAGCAGCACUCAUGUCAGUCUCCCCUCUAAUCCCAGCAGCCCCCGACGACCCAUUAUCGACCUUCUUCGCAGAGACAGCGGCUGGUCAGCACGUCCCCAGAAGUGUCUUCGUAGACACAGAUCCGGCCACGAGAGUCGAUGUCUUGAACGCUUCACACGGAAAAUUGUUCCAUCCGGACAAUAUCCUUGCUUAUAAACAGGUAUAGACUUGUUCUUGUUCGGACAAUAUCUUGGCUUAUAAACAGGUAAUAUAGACUUCUUGUUCUUUUGUCUCUACGGUGGAUGACCUUAUAAAUAAGGGGGUAAAUAAUUGAUUGAAUGGGUGGCGGCAUAUAGUCCUAACGCAAAAAAAAAAAAUACGGUGAUCAAGAACUACGGUCAUAUCAGAGGCACACACAUGACAGCACUCUUGGAGUCUUUCAUUUCUCGCUUUUAUGCUACUUGAUUAUAAUGUCGUAGCUGCAGCAGAAAAUGUGGAUGAGGAUGACAAUUGUAGUUGAAUUUAACCGGACUUUGAGACUGAGACCCUAAGAACUUGCCCAUACCACCAUCCAGGACUGCCGCAGCAAUUUCUUUGAGGGUCGGAGCGCCAGCAACCAGUUCAAAAUCAAGGAAUCUGUGAUGGAUGCCGUCCGAAAAGAAGUCGACAAAUGUCAAUCUUUACAAGGUUUCUUCUUGUUUCACUCGUUUGGUGGAGGAACCGGAACGGGCUUGGGUGUGGAGGUUUUGGACACCCUGAGAGAUCAGUUCUCCAAGAAGGUGAUCAUGCAACCUUUGGUGUAUCCUUCGCAGGACUACGUAUCGUCAGUGGUGGAGCCAUACAACUGCUUGUUUGCGCAGGCAUAUACAAGGGAGAAUAUGUAUGAUGAAACCAGCAUCUAGAUCUACUUUGUCUUUGGCAUAAUUGGCUUUGACAUCAGCACGACCUUGAUGUCUAAUCAGAAAGAUAGGAUCGCUACGCAAUCAAGUUUGCCAACAUUAGUUACCUCCACAAACAAUCGGAGAACACGCCUAGACCAACACGCCUAGACCCAAAACAAGCGGCCUCCUUUCAUCUCCCCGACCUCGCCAUGGUUCUCGACAAUCAAGCCGCUUACAGGAUGUGUAGGGAGAAUUUGAAGGUGAAACAUCCGACCUUUCUCCAUUUAAACCGGAUAAUCGCCCAGAUGGUAUCUGCGGCCACGACAAGUCUACGAUUUCCGACUCAGUUGAACGCGACUCUCGAUGAGGUGGUGACCAACAUGGUGCCAGAGGUCAAGUUCCGUUAUCCGAUCUUGUCUUUGUUUACGGAUUCUUCAUGACAUUGGUUCUUCAUGAUUAAGACAUUCUUACAUUGCCAUUGGUUCUUCAUGAUUUUUAAGAAGAGAGAUGAAAAUUAUGUGAAAAUACUUUUGUUCACGACUAGUGCUCCUGUCCGUCGUCUGGCACCAUGUUGGUCACCACCUCAUCGAGAGAUUGAACACGACUCUCGAUGAGGUGGUGACCAACAUGGUGCCAGAGGUCAACUUCCGUUAUCCGAUCUUGUCUUUGUUUACGGAUUCCUUUUUGUUGUUUUCGAAUUGCUAGUGCUCCUGUCGUCCGUGGUGUCAUGGAUUUGCAAUCUCGUCUCUUCCUCUUGUACAUUGCCAUUGGUUCUUCAUGAUUAAGAAGAGAGAUUUGAAAAUGAAAAUGAACACUUUUGUUCACCUUUUCACGAUACGACUCUCCUCACUCCUCCCUCCUCCGUCCACCUCUUCUAAGUCCUCCCCAGUCCGACACCCUACUCGCGCCAAGCACGAGAAUUUUACCACCAGAGAAAUCAUUACCGAUUUAUUCGAAGAGAAGAACCUACUGGCGGACAUCGGUCAUGGAAGGCUGAAGCAGAACCGUUAUCUCGCAUGCUCAGUCUUGAUGCGUGGUUUCCAACGAGUCAAGAGAGAACAAUUGAUGCAGGACCACAUAACAGACGUCAUUGGAGACGGCUCAGAGGAUGCAGAGGGAUAUGUACACUUAAUCAUGAUGCUACUCUUUUUCAUUUUUAUGAGAACAACUGUUUCUUGAAUUCUAAGGUCAAUGACAACGAGAUUAUUUUCAAUCAUAAUAAUAUUAGAUAUCUUCGCUUCUUCCGUUUUUUUAUCCAUUGAAAGAAGGGAAUGCGCACAACUACUUAAUGUUGUUUGUACUACUUAUAAUGUUGCAUUUUCAACGACAGAAUCCCAUGUUGGAUUGCUAGGUGGAUCUGUUGACAUGAAAGAAUGCAAAAUACCCACUCCACAUCAUCUCAACAGAUCCACCUAGCAAUCCAACCACUGGAAUGCACAAGGGCCAUCAACGAGUUAAUGAAUCCGAGUGGGGGACACAGAGAGCCUUUGAAGUUUUUGCCAUGGCUAGGGCACGGCGGUUUCAAGAUAGGUGCUGUUGCAGAGCCACCACAUGUGCCGGAAGGUAGGACAAUCAGAUUUGGAUGCUCCCUGUGUUGACCGAGCUGUUCGAAAAGUUGAAGAAGUUAUCUUUUUCUUUCCGACCUCGUCAAGGUCAGUAUUAUAGGGUACUCGUCAACCACUCUAUUACAUACAUUUUUCUUUCCAAAGAAGACGUCUUCGCAGGUAAUUAUACUACCGAAAUUCCUCAAUCUCACAUGGAUUCAAAAGGAAACACAAAAAGCCCCUUCCACGACCGCCAUCCCUCCAAGGUUUCAUGGCCAAGUCUGACCGACAAGGCGCGUUACUCGCCAACACAACUGCAGUCCGAACACUGUUUAUGCGGUCUUAUUCCAAGUUUUUGAAACUCUUCUACCACAAGGCGUAUGUGUGGCAAUUUUUGGAGGCUAACGGAGAAUUGGAGAUGUUCUUCGAGGCACAGGAGAAGAUGCGAGAAUUGAUAGCAGACUACGAAGACAUCCUAUACCGAACAUGCGAACAUUAAGGGUUCCCACCUUGUUACAUCCUUCACCUUAAUACAUCCUUCCUGACUUUUUUUUCAGUAGGUGGGAAUAAGUCAGGGAAGAUUUGUAGUUCUGAGCAAUGUAAAAAUUCCGUAACCUGCUCUAAGAACAAGAGCGGGUAACGGACAACCAUUUGACCUUGGUGGGUGCUCGAGCACAGCCAGCUGGGGGUAAUGUCGAGCAGGCUGGUGGCGGUGGAGCGUGAAAUCGUCCUGAUUACUAGGCUCUGGUUAUGAAAGUUAUCAGCUCCGUCUCGAAAAGAAGCUAGUAUCUUCUAUUGUAUCUAUCUUUUCUCAGAUUGACAUCCCUCGAUAUGUUGAUCAUUGCUGUUCACAAAACAAGAUGAAGCUUCUUGUUCAAGGCCGAAUCAAAUUAUGACGACCACAGUCCGAGCUCAGUUGUUUUUUUAUUCAACAUUCGUACGUAAAACCAAUAUUAACAGUAGUUGUUGUUCAUGUCAUCGUCAAAUGAAAAUCCACAUGUGUCCAAAAAUGUUCGAUUUUCGUUGUGAAAGGGUAUCCUAGUUGUUAAAUCAGUUACAAGCGGGGAGUGAACAAAGUUCGAGCACUAUGAUUCCUUGAGCGGUUUUGCAGGUAUGUUGAAGCGUACACCAAGUAAGCAUGGGGUGAAAUAAAGUUAUACAACCAAAUACUUUUGAGGAUGAAGACUACCACGGAGAUGAAGAAUAAUAUGCGUGUUCAUAUUAUGAAGAACUUUUCAUGUUCAACAUGACGAUAAUGCGGACAUUAUGGCCAAUGCGCCACUCUGUCCGCGAAAGAACUCAUUCGAGGGUCACUUUGACCACAACCAGUUACAGUAAAUCUUCCUCCUUUCCACCUCAGCACUGGUUUGGACCGGGGGGACGGAGGAGCACACAUCAAUAUCAAAUAAAUAUACAUAACUGUUUGAGGACCCCACCUUUGCUAGCUGCAGUUGUGGCAUCACAGCGGCGACUAUGUUCUUUCCAGUGGAUGCUCAUUGGAUCGUACUUUUGGCAAUGGAUAUGCUUGUUCAAGAACCAAGACCAAUAAGCGUGUAACUGACAUUCAAGAACAGACAACAUCUCACAAACUUCACGAUAUCACGACAAGCUUGUUCUUCCUAGAAUGAAUUAUC